AUGACAAAUUCAAUAGCAGAAGCUCUCGAGCAGCUUCACCUGGCUGAGGAAUCUGCCAAUGACGACGCCAUCGACGACAUCCUCGAGAGAACAGCUCCUCACAGCGAGCGCAAACCAGACCUAGAGGAGCUGAAGAGGCACCUCGAGCAGAAGUAUCUGACGCCUUCACAGACUUUCUCGACGGAAUGGCUCAAUAGGCUGCAACAGCGAUGGGACUGCCCAGUCGACUACACCGACCUCUUCGGCAUCGCACCUACCCAAACCCGCACCGUAACACGCUUCCAUCGCAAAGGUCUCGAGGGCAAGGUCGUCGGCUACAAGAAUGUCACCGUUACUGCCAACAGCGCGACAGCAAAGAACUCGACCUCCCUUACGCGGAAGCCCGCCUCCCGAGCAGACUUUGUGCGUGGCGCGGCUGGCUUCUUCCCGUUCGCUCCAGGUGGUCUGGACGGUAUCGAAGCUACCGCUGCUCUGGAAGAUCAGGCGCUGCGGAACGAGGGGUACCUUGACGUGUCCUCGGGGGCGAACAAGCUCGAGAGGGUCAUCACGCUUGGCGAGGAGGGCAGACUUCUAGAGGUUGCGCCUGGGUUGUCAAGGGGCAUCGAUUUCUCCAAGAAGAAGAAGACAAAGACCGGUGAAGACGAGGCCAAGGAGGUUGAGAAAGAGCUCGACCAGGAGCCAGAUCAAAUACCUGACGGAGCACAAACGAAUGGGGAGGCUGCUGUCAACGGCGAUAGUGCUACCCCAGAGGAUCAGACGGAACAAGAGGGUGAUGACGAUGAGGAUAUCGACGCGAUUCUUCCCGUCGAGUUCCCUGCCCUGGAGCCACAUGGAAAACUCGUGGCAUCGAGUGCUAGAAAGGCUGGCCGUGAGUGGGCGCACAUGGUGGACAUCAAGCGGGAGAUACCCAACUUCCACGAGCUGGUACCCAACCCGGCGAGAGAGUGGCCGUUUGAGCUCGACACUUUCCAGAAGGAGGCUAUUUACCAUCUUGAGAAUGGCGAUUCUGUCUUUGUUGCCGCACAUACCUCUGCCGGAAAGACGGUCGUGGCUGAGUAUGCCAUUUCGCUCGCUGCGAAACACAUGACAAAGGCUAUUUACACUUCACCCAUCAAGGCGCUCAGUAACCAGAAGUUCCGCGACUUCCGAGAGACCUUCGAUGAGGUCGGAAUUCUGACGGGAGACGUUCAGAUCAACCCCGAGGCAAGCUGCCUUAUCAUGACAACGGAGAUUUUGAGGAGUAUGCUCUACAGAGGAGCUGAUGUUAUCCGCGACGUUGAGUUUGUGAUCUUUGACGAGGUGCACUACGUCAAUGACGCGGAGAGAGGAGUGGUCUGGGAAGAGGUCAUUAUCAUGCUUCCCGACCAUGUGUCAUUGAUCCUUCUAUCUGCCACUGUGCCGAACACGCACGAGUUCGCUUCGUGGGUAGGGCGGACUAAGAAGAAGGACAUAUACGUUAUCUCGACUCCCAAACGACCAGUACCACUGGAGCACCAUCUCUGGGCAAACAAGAAUAUCUACAAGAUCGUGGACUCGGAGAAGAAAUUCAUUGAGAAAGGUUGGAAGGAUGCCAACGGUGCUCUCCAACGCCGAGAUCAGCCCAAGGCCAACGACACUGCGAACAAUACGCGUGGAGGCGGCAACCAGAGGGGAGGCCGUGGUGGACCCAACCAGAGAGGCGGCAACAACCAGCGCGGAGGUCGUGGAGGUAAUAAUCAGCGAGGAAGAGGAGGUCCUCCACGAGCGAGCCACAACCCAGGACACAUGGGCCGUGCUGGCCGUGUAGGAGGCUUUACAUCAGCUGCCCAGGACAAGAACUUGUGGGUUCAUCUUGUGCAGUUCCUCAAGAAGUCGACCCUGCUGCCUGCGUGCAUUUUCGUUUUCUCAAAAAAGCGAUGCGAGGAGAACGCCGAUGCGCUGAGCAACCAAGACUUCUCUACGGCUCAGGAGAAGAGCCACAUCCACAUGAUAGUUGAGAAGUCCCUCGCACGACUGAAGCCCGAGGAUCGCGUGCUGCCACAAAUUAUCCGAAUGAAGGAGCUUCUGUCACGCGGUAUAGCAGUCCACCACGGUGGCCUCCUACCAAUAGUCAAGGAAUUGGUUGAGAUUCUCUUUGCACAGACUCUGGUCAAAGUGCUUUUUGCGACGGAGACGUUCGCCAUGGGCCUCAACCUCCCUACCAGAACAGUGGUUUUCUCUGGCUACAGAAAACACGACGGUCACUCAUUCCGGAACUUGCACCCAGGCGAGUACACUCAGAUGGCCGGUCGAGCAGGAAGACGUGGGCUCGACACUGUCGGAUCCGUCAUCAUUGUCCCUCCAGGCGGUGACGAAGCACCUCCCGUGGUUGACCUACAGAAGAUGAUUCUCGGUGAACCCCAAAAGCUUCGAUCACAGUUCCGGUUGACUUACAACAUGAUCCUCAAUCUCCUCCGGGUCGAAGCUCUCAAGAUCGAAGAAAUGAUUAAGCGCAGUUUCUCUGAGCACGCGACGCAACAAUUGUUGCCAGAGCAUGAAAAGGCCGUCAAGAUAUCAGAGGCUGACCUGGCAAAGGUCAAGCGAGACUCUUGUGAGACCUGUGACGUUCACAUGGACGAGUGCCAUCAGGCCGCGCAGGACUACCGCAGCCUAACGGAAGAGUUGUACAAAGGCAUAUUAAAUAUCCCCAUCGGCAGGAAGAUCUUCUCCCGCGGGGCUCUGAUAAUAUUCCAGAAAGAUGGCAUCAGGACCCCUGGCAUCUUGCUAGCAGAUGGGACGGGUCUGCAGGUUUCUGCGGAUGUGGGACCUACGGUGCACGUCCUUGAGAUUAAGGCGAAUAGAGACAGUCGCGACUCGACUGACAUGCUCCCUUGCAUACCGGCCUUCCGCCCGCUGUUCCAGGAACUUCCGAAAAACAAGAGAUACAUCCAGACAAAGGUCAUGCAUGUGCCUCUCUCGGACGUUGAGGUGGUCACAGGCCACCAAACGAAGGGGAUCAUACCUGAGAUCUUCCAAGGUGGCGAUGCUGGCAAGGCUGCGAAGGAUGCGAUUCUUCACAUCUGUAAGACUUGGCAGCAACCUCACUUCGACGAGGCUGAUCUGCGUCGGAUCAAGAGCAUGAACUUGCAAGAGAUUGUGCAGAAGAGAAAACAGGCCGAGCAAGUGGUCACAGGCUCCGACGCUCUGAAGUGCCCUCAGUUCCUGAAACAUUUUGCGAUGUGCCAUGACCAGUGGCUCAUCAAGGAGCACAUUGAGCAACUCCGCCAAGCACUCUCAAACCAAAACCUGCAACUCCUCCCUGACUACGAACAGCGCAUCCAAGUCCUUAAGGACCUGGAGUUCAUCGACGAAUCUUCCCGCAUCCAGCUCAAGGGCAAGGUAGCAUGCGAGAUCCACAGCGGCGACGAGCUCGUCCUCACGGAGCUCAUCCUCGACAACGUGCUCGCCGACUACGAGCCCGCCGAGAUCGCAGCGCUGCUGUCGGCCUUUGUGUUCCAGGAGAAGUCGGACAUCGAGCCGUCGCUGACGGGCAGCCUGGAGAAGGGCAGGAACACGAUCAUCACCAUCAGCGAGAAGGUCAACCGGGUGCAGGAGCUGCACCAGGUGAUCCAGACGUCGGACGAGAGCAACGAUUUCGCGUGCAAGCCCCGGUUCGGGCUCAUGGAGGUCGUACACGAGUGGGCGCGCGGCAUGAGCUUCAAGAAUAUCACGGGCCUGACGGACGUGCUCGAGGGCACCAUCGUGCGCACCAUCUCGCGCCUAGACGAGACAUGCCGCGAGGUCAAGAACGCGGCGCGUAUUAUCGGCGACCCGGAGCUGUAUCAGAAGAUGCAGACAGCGCAGGAGAUGAUCAAGAGGGACAUCACGGCUGUGGCCAGUCUUUAUAUGUAG
Molecule: messenger RNA, 3870 nt
Organism: Diaporthe citri
Lineage: Eukaryota; Fungi; Ascomycota; Sordariomycetes; Diaporthales; Diaporthaceae
Exons: 3
Coding region: 1-3870 (1289 amino acids)
Biological process (GO): nuclear-transcribed mRNA catabolic process, 3'-5' exonucleolytic nonsense-mediated decay
Cellular component (GO): Ski complex
Molecular function (GO): ATP binding; RNA helicase activity; RNA binding
Source: RefSeq, a predicted model, not a curated record